GCGGAAGCAGCUGGCUAGCGCGGGGACAGAGGGGAGGGGGCGAGCCGUGAAGAUGGCGGCGGUCGUGGAGGUGGAGGUUGGAGGAGGUGCUGCUGCGGAUCGGGAGCUGGAUGAGGUUGAUAUGUCAGACCUGUCCCCAGAGGAACAAUGGAGGGUUGAGCACGCACGCAUGCAUGCCAAGCACCGUGGUCACGAAGCCAUGCACGCUGAGAUGGUCCUCAUCCUCAUCGCUACCUUGGUGGUGGCCCAGCUGCUCCUGGUGCAGUGGAAGCAGAGGCACCCACGUUCCUACAACAUGGUGACCCUCUUUCAGAUGUGGGUUGUCCCCCUCUAUUUCACAGUGAAGCUGCACUGGUGGAGGUUCCUAGUGAUCUGGAUCUUGUUCUCUGCCGUCACUGCCUUUGUCACCUUCCGAGCCACCCGAAAACCUCUAUUACAGACAACCCCAAGGUUGGUUUAUAAGUGGUUCCUGCUGAUCUAUAAAAUCAGCUAUGCCACCGGCAUCAUUGGCUACAUGGCUGUCAUGUUUACUCUCUUUGGUCUUAACUUAUUAUUCAAAAUCAAACCAGAAGAUGCUAUGGACUUUGGCAUUUCACUCCUCUUCUAUGGCCUCUACUAUGGAGUUCUUGAGCGGGACUUUGCAGAAAUGUGUGCAGACUACAUGGCGUCUACCAUAGGGUUCUACAGCAAGUCGGGCAUGCCUACCAAACACCUUUCAGACAGCGUGUGUGCCGUGUGUGGGCAGCAGAUCUUUGUGGAUGUCAGUGAAGAGGGCAUCAUCGAGAACACGUAUAGGCUGUCCUGCAAUCAUGUAUUCCACGAGUUCUGCAUCCGCGGCUGGUGCAUUGUGGGAAAGAAGCAGACGUGUCCCUACUGCAAAGAGAAGGUAGACCUCAAGAGGAUGUUCAGUAACCCCUGGGAGAGGCCUCACGUCAUGUACGGGCAACUGUUGGAUUGGCUCCGAUACCUGGUAGCCUGGCAGCCUGUCAUCAUUGGCCUGGUACAAGGCAUCAACUACAUCCUGGGCCUGGAAUAG
Loxodonta africana (African savanna elephant) is the source of this 1036-nucleotide messenger RNA. It is a transcript of the gene RNF121, whose product is annotated as ring finger protein 121. The record is from RefSeq and is a predicted model, not a curated record. Lineage: Eukaryota; Metazoa; Chordata; Mammalia; Proboscidea; Elephantidae. Gene Ontology annotation, molecular function: metal ion binding; ubiquitin protein ligase activity. Bases 53 to 1036 code for a protein of 327 amino acids. The transcript has 9 exons. Gene Ontology annotation, cellular component: endoplasmic reticulum membrane; Golgi membrane.